AUUUUAGAUAACAAUUUUUUAAACGAUCAAUUGUUAAAGAACAAUGUGUUUGCCAAGUAUAAGAGUCAUAUAAAGAAAUUUAUGAGGAUGCAAUAAAGAAAGGAUGCAUUGAAUUGAAAAAAAAUUCGAUUAUCUACAAAAUAAGUUAAAGUGUCUGAUUAUACGAAUUCAACGUAAUUGGCAUUUAUUGAUCGAUGAGAAGGAACUCGAAAUCAUGGAAAAAUAUACGCAACAGGGAAAAAAGUUUACUUUCGUGUGUCUGAUGCUAUCCUGUGCUACGAUUAUCAUACUUUUGGUUUGGACAAGUUUUUUGUUCAUUUACGAUAUCGUCGUACCAUUGAACGGAACCCAUCGAUUACAGAGUCCAUUUGUGGCGGAAUAUUUCAUAGAUGAGGACAUUUAUUUUUAUCCUAUUUUAUUGCACAUGUAUACUAUUUUUCUCGUUGGAUUGAUGGUUGUUAUUGCGACUGAAACAUUUUAUACUAUUUGUAUGCAACAUGCCUGUGGUCUUUUUCAGAUCGUUGGGUAUCGUUUCGAGCGAAUUUUUAACCAAAGCACUUCAAGUUCUAUCACAUUACAAGAAAUGAAUUUAAAAUUUGACGAUUGGGUCUCCCGUGCUAUUCAAUCGCAUCAAACUGCUAUCGCGUUCGUAGAUCAUAUGAAUUCCUGUUUCACAAUGUCUUACUUCUGGUUAUUAAUUUUGGCUGUUCUAUCUUUAACUAUGAAUUGCACCGACAUUUUACAAGCUGUGAAUCCGAAUAAAAAUUAUAACCUCGUUAAUUCUUCUGUUCGUAUAAUUAAUGCUUUUGUUCGUAUCGUUAAUAUUGUAUGUUAUUUGUUCGGUGUAUUUUAUUGUGGACAGAGAAUUAUUGAUCAUAGUACUGGUAUUUCAGAGAAAGUAUAUGCUAUUCCUUGGUUUUUGGAAUCUUCUAAAAUACAAACCACUAUAAUAAUAGUCUUGCAAAGAAGCUUUAAAGAAUCCGUUUUGCUUGCUGGUGGUUUAUAUCCUAUGUCGUUCGAAUUAUUAGAAGUGAUAUUAAGGACAACUUCUUGUUACAUUACAACACUUCACGCGUUGCAAAAUUAAUUUAAAUAAUUUCAAUGUAGUAUAGACAAAAGUCAAAUUGUUUUAUAUAUAUAUCUUAUAUAUCAGUGUUUCUCAACCGAUGGUUCGCAGAUAAAUUUUAAAGGCCCGCGAAAAGCUUAUAAAUUUGUUAUAUUUUGUUUACAAUCUUUUAA
Messenger RNA from Polistes dominula (European paper wasp), 1239 nucleotides. RefSeq names its product odorant receptor 10. Gene Ontology annotation, molecular function: odorant binding; olfactory receptor activity. NCBI's taxonomy places the organism in Eukaryota, Metazoa, Arthropoda, Insecta, Hymenoptera, Vespidae. The record is from RefSeq and is a predicted model, not a curated record. Gene Ontology annotation, cellular component: plasma membrane. Gene Ontology annotation, biological process: detection of chemical stimulus involved in sensory perception of smell; sensory perception of smell.